GCCAGCGCGAAUGGGCUCAGUGUUAGCUUCGGUAUCCAUUGAUCCUUUCGACAUUGGGUUCAGGGAACAUUUCGACUUCUCGGCCGCAUAAGUGCGAUGGCUGAGGACGCAAAGCAACUAUUUUCGACGGAAGAAUGGCUCUCCUUCCCGGAGAUCGAGAAGAAUCGCUUCGAGAAUAUCCUGAGAAACUACAAAGCGAUGAAAGACAUCGGACUGGACCCCAAGCUCCCGGAGUUCGUCCUGCAACAACAGAGGAAGCGACGCAACCGGUUCGUCGUGCCCACAGCCAGGCCACCUCGAGUCCUCGACUACGAUGGAGACGACGAGCGGACGCCCGAGAAGGAGAGAUCUAGCAGUUGCAGGUAUGCAAACAAAAAUGGAAGCGUAGGCGGUGGAAGAAGAGGCGGUCAUAAGGGGAAGGCAGAGUGGAGUGCUCCAGCUUGGGCCAGGAGUGAGAACUACGAUGAUGCGCCGCUCAGUGUAGACCAAGUAGAUGUUAUACCGUUGUGGACUCCAGCCAAGUUGGUGGCAGGUGCAAAGGGCACUGCCAAGAUAGUGCUAACAAUAGCCGACAGGUCAAGUGGAGAUUCCGCUGUGGAAAAUGUUCAGCCAGCGGACAAGUGGAUCUCUUCCGUUCCCAUGUUACAGUUGGCAACAAAUACAGAGACAGUAGGAGUGAUGGAGCAUCCAGCUGAGACUAAAACGCUUGGUGUAGGAUCAGAUGAAGAGGGUCGGGGAAACAGCUGUUUUUCAGGAGAGAAGUCCAAGACGCGGUGCCAAAGACAUCGUAGCAGAAGGAAGCUGUUUUAUGAAGAGCACAUUACUAAAGAUGACGAUUUUAUUUAUUGCGCAGACUGUGAAGAAGAGAAAGAGAGAGAGUGUCCGUACCACCCAUUGUUCCUUAUUCUGGAUAACCCAGUUGUUCGAGACGGCAGCGAGAAAGAUCGUGCUCGCCUCACAGCCCCUUGGCCCCUCACUGUGUACGACUCGAAAGUGAAGGGGGCAGCAAAAGGCGUGUGGACCAAUGCUCAUCUCCCAGCCCAUCUUGUGUUUGGUCCGUAUGAGGGCCGUGUCCUAUCUGGCCAUCCGGAAGCCGGCAAAGAAUCUGGCUAUGGGUGGAAGAUUCGAAGUGCUGGAACAAGGAAUACAUGCAUUGAUGCUGUAGACAGUGCAGUUAGUAACUGGAUGCGUUACGUCAACUGUUCAAGGACUGACGCUGAGACUAACCUAUCUGCAUUUCAGUACAAGGGGCAGAUCUACUACAAGACGGACUCUGCAAUUAGCAGGGGGAGCGAGCUGAUGUGCUGGUACGGAGACGAUUUCGGGAAGGAUCUUGGUCUAUCGAGAGAGCCAUCCAAGUGGAUAUCAGCGAAGAAAGACGUAAUAGAUCGACAGUGUGAAUGGUCUGGCUUAGUCUACACCUCGAAAGAUUAUCUAAUGCGUCCCCUAAAAGUGUUCAGAAAGCGUAUUCGCACUUACACGCCGCCAACAUGCUCCACGCGAGGAACCAGCAGCAGUAGUGGCUCAACCAAACAAUCUUUGCGAGAAGAGGCGCCGCAGUUCCCGGAAAAGGCGUCUCAUGAGACGCCAGCAUCUGAUGAAUCGCAGUGUGAUUACAAGUGUGAAUCUGCUGAUAUCCUAAGUCAACAUGUGUUAAUACACAGUGGAAAAGAACUGUUGGAGUGUUCAGAGAGUAGGAAAAGAUUUGCUGACAGUGAUAAGUUGAAGGAAACCCAAAAAAUUGAAUCAGGAGAAAGGCCGUUCGAGCAUUCCGAAUCUGGAAAAAGGUUUAAAGAAAGUGGUGAUCUGAAGAAACCCCAGAGGAUUCACUCAAGAGAAAAGCCGUUCGAGUGUUCCGAGUGUGGAAAAAGGUUUUAUGCAAGUGGUUCUCUGAAGAAACACCAGAGGAUUCACUCAGGAGAAAAGCCGUUCGAGUGUUCCGAGUGUGGAAAAAGGUUUAAUCAAAGUGGUCAUCUGAAGAGACACCAGAGGAUUCACUCAGGAGAAAAGCCGUUCGAGUGUUCCGAGUGUGGAAAAAGGUUUAAUCAAAGUGGUCAUCUGAAGAUACACCAGAGGAUUCACUCAGGAGAAAAGCCGUUCGAGUGUUCCGAGUGUGGAAAAAGGUCUAAUCAAAGUGGUCAUCUGAAGACACACCAGAGGAUUCACUCAGGAGAAAAGCCGUACGAGUGUUCCGAGUGUGGAAAAAGAUUUAGUGAAAGUGGUUCUCUGAAGAAACACCAGAGGAUUCACUCAGGAGAAAAGCCGUUCGAGCGUUCCGAGUGUGGAAAAAGAUUUACCGUUAAUCAAAGUGGUCAUCUGAAGGCACACCAGAGGAUUCACUCAGGAGAAAAGCCGUUCAAGUGUUCCGAAUGUGGAAAAGGGUUUAAUGCAAGUGGUAAUCUAAAAACACACCAGAAGAUCCACAGAGUAGAAAAGCCGUUCGAGUGUUCCGAGUGUGGAAAAAGGUUUUAUGCAAGUGGUUCUCUGAAGAAACACCAGAGGAUUCACUCAGGAGAAAAGCCGUUCGAGUGUUCCGAGUGUGGAAAAAGGUUUAAUCAAAGUGGUCAUCUGAAGAGACACCAGAGGAUUCACUCAGGAGAAAAGCCGUUCGAGUGUUCCGAGUGUGGAAAAAGGUUUAAUCAAAGUGGUCAUCUGAAGAUACACCAGAGGAUUCACUCAGGAGAAAAGCCGUUCGAGUGUUCCGAGUGUGGAAAAAGGUCUAAUCAAAGUGGUCAUCUGAAGACACACCAGAGGAUUCACUCAGGAGAAAAGCCGUACGAGUGUUCCGAGUGUGGAAAAAGAUUUAGUGAAAGUGGUUCUCUGAAGAAACACCAGAGGAUUCACUCAGGAGAAAAGCCGUUCGAGCGUUCCGAGUGUGGAAAAAGAUUUAGUGAAAGUGGUUCUCUGAAGAAACAUCAGAGGAUUCACUCAGGAGAAAAGCCGUUCGAGUGUUCUGAGUGUGGAAAAAGAUUUAGUGAAAGUGGUUCUCUGAAGAAACACCAGAGGAUUCACUCAGGAGAAAAGCCGUUCGAGUGUUCCGAGUGUGGCAAAAGGUUUAGUCAAAGUGGUCAUCUGAAGAAACACCAGAAGAUUCACUCAGGAGAAAAGCCGUUCGAGUGUUCUGAGUGUGGAAAAAGGUUUAAUCAAAGUGGUCAUCUGAAGACACACCAGAGGAUUCACUCAGGAGAAAAAUUCACUUAGGAAAAGCCGUUCGAAUGUUCCGAGUGUGGAAAAAGAUUUAGUGCAAGUGGUUCUCUGAAGAAACACCAGAGGAUUCACUCAGGAGAAAAGCCGUUCGAGUGUUCCGAAUGUGAAAAGUGGGGGUUUAAUGCAAGUGGUAAUCUAAAACACACCAGAAGAUCCACAGAGUGCGCUGAAUUAUUUGUCUCACCUGUACAUUUUGCUUUAGAUUAUGAAAGGAACGCGAUACGGCUCUUGGUGCUGGUGUCCGGCCUACACCAACGAGGUGGUACGGCCGAUUACGGGCAAGCUCGCCGAGAGUAUGAGAAUGAGAGCUUGGGUCAAGCAAGCAAAGUUAAAAGAAAAGAGGUCGGCCACCCUUAUAUUCUGACCAGUGGGCGCAAGCGGGCGCGAACGGACCACGUGGUCCAACCACGCGGUGCGACCCGGUCCAUGUGGCAUGCUAUGCAGUAUGCUAUAUCGCUCGGCACCUACGAUAUAGCAUACUGCAUAGCAUGCCACGUGGUCCGGGUCCGCGCCGCAUGGCAUGCUAUGCAGACGUUUAGAGACAAUAAUAGUGAAAAUUUGACAGCGCCCCUUGCAGCUGCCACUGACUUGGCUGGAGUCGACAGCGACAUAUACUUGCACUGCCACCAACUUGGCUGGAGUCCACAACGGUAUAGCAUCUACUUGGUCGUAGUUUCACACUCCUGGCCCAAGCUGGAGCACUCCACUCUGCCUUCCUCUUGUGACCGCCUUCUUCCACCGCACACGCUUCCCUUAGCUUGCAUACCUGCACUUUAUCUCUCCAUAAUCAUGAAAUUCCAACCACCUCCUCCAGUACCUUCCAGUAGAUAA
Messenger RNA from Penaeus vannamei (Pacific white shrimp), 4038 nucleotides. Lineage: Eukaryota; Metazoa; Arthropoda; Malacostraca; Decapoda; Penaeidae. The record is from RefSeq and is a predicted model, not a curated record.